Molecule: messenger RNA, 306 nt
Organism: Dentiscutata erythropus
Lineage: Eukaryota; Fungi; Glomeromycota; Glomeromycetes; Diversisporales; Gigasporaceae
Source: the annotation of a GenBank genome assembly
CUUCAUAGUGAAUUAUAUCUAGAAAAUAGACAAAAGGCAGCAUCUAUUGCACAAAAUAAAGGAAUUAGAAAAAUAAUAAAUGAAAUUAUUCAAGAAAUUACAAGAAAAAAGAGAUUUGUUGUAGUUGGACGUGAUGUAACAACAAAUAUUCUUCCAAAUGCUGAUAUAAAAAUUGUCCUUACAGCUAAUCUAACUACAUAUAUUAAUAGAAGAUGUGAUGAAACUAAAAGUACAGCUACUGAAAUUACUCGCGAUAUUUUAUUUAGAGAUGAAAAAUCAUACAAAUUUAUUGAAGAUGCAAUUAAA